AUGCAGGCCAACUUCCUCAUCCCGCUGGGAGAAAAAGCCCACGUCCCAUCGUCUCCUUCUCCGCAACAAGCCCAACCCUCGCUUCCAUCGGCAGCCCGUACUUCUCCGCGCCGUACAAAACGACUCCACCCAAGUCCACGCCGUCGCCGCCAUAUUCAAGGCCUUCGGCUGGCGGCAGGCCGUCCCAAUCUACGUCGACGACGCCUUCGGCCAAGGCAUCAUCCCUUCCUUAGUCGACUCCCUCCAAGCCGUCGACGCCCGCGUCCCUUACCGCAGCGCCAUUUCGCCGUCCGCCACCGACGACCAAAUCGGAGAGGAGCUCUACAAGCUCAUGACCAUGCAGACUCGCGUCUUCAUAGUCCACGUGUCUCCCGAUCUCGGCCCCAG
This is a messenger RNA of Linum tenue, 387 nucleotides long. The record is from the annotation of a GenBank genome assembly. NCBI's taxonomy places the organism in Eukaryota, Viridiplantae, Streptophyta, Magnoliopsida, Malpighiales, Linaceae.